Messenger RNA from Carassius auratus (goldfish), 3906 nucleotides. Its product is annotated as multiple C2 and transmembrane domain-containing protein 1-like. Gene Ontology annotation, cellular component: synaptic vesicle membrane. Gene Ontology annotation, molecular function: calcium ion binding. The record is from RefSeq and is a predicted model, not a curated record. The transcript is spliced from 21 exons. Bases 366 to 2987 code for a protein of 873 amino acids. NCBI's taxonomy places the organism in Eukaryota, Metazoa, Chordata, Actinopteri, Cypriniformes, Cyprinidae. Gene Ontology annotation, biological process: regulation of neurotransmitter secretion.
UGCAUGUAAAUAACAGCUCGGUGGGCAGGAACGAAGCGUUGCGUGAUCACAAAUAGCAUAGCCUACUUAUUUAGUAUGGAUACCAAAGCAACAUUUUUUUUAGAUACUGGGCGUGGAUGAGGACCAAAGACUUGUCUGGGAGACUGUCUCGUAUUAUAAAACCAUGAAAGGUCUGCAGAUGUGAUCUGGAGAAAACUUGCCUCUCCAUCACUCUACUUCCGCGUCAAACAUGCGUUUAACACUCAACAUGUCCUGCUGAGCACACCAACACUGAAGUAAAUGCUAUUUGCAUCGGUUUGCAUGUUUUCAACAUUAACUUCACCGAAAUAUCUGCCUGGGACGCGGCAGGAGACUUCAGAGAUCAUAUGGAGGGGAAUAUGGACAUGGAUGAUGUUUCUCCAUCCCAUCAUCAGCAUCAGCGAGGAUUGUGGAAAUCCUUCCACGGCAGACCCAAACUCACCAGCAGCCCCAAACUGGGCAAAAAAGACCGAAAGCAGGAAAGCGGGUUUUGGAUAUUUAAAAAGAAACGACCAAAUGGUUUGGAGCGAACGAUGUCUUCGUCUCAACCCAAUCUGCACAGCGCAGCAGCCGCUCCAGAUGGUGCCGAGAGCGGAAGGACGCGCAGCGACUCGCCCGAGCAGGGUGUCGGUACGGCGGCCGCGGCAGAAGCGUCGCUCGGUGCGGAGAUCCAGAUGCUGAAAAGAACAGUCAGCUCCAAACCGACGCUGUCCCAGUUGGUGCAGUCUCAACAUAAACCUGCUCUGCAAGGGUCCACAUGCACCGAUGAAUCUGUGAUGAAUGGUAUGGAGGAAGAGAUCAAUAAAAGUGUGGGGAUUGCUGCAGCUGGUAAUGGUGGAACACAGCCUUCACUUCCCACGUCAGCACUGUACCAGCUAGACAUCAUGCUGAAAAAAGGAAACAACCUUGCCAUUCGAGACAGAGGCGGAACAAGUGACCCAUAUGUGAAGUUCAAAAUAGCUGGCAAAGAAGUUUUCCGUAGUAGAAUCAUCCACAAGAACCUUAAUCCAGUUUGGGACGAGCGUGUUUGUCUUAUAGUGGACAAUUUACAAGAGCCUCUGUAUAUUAAGGUGUUUGACUAUGAUUUUGGCCUUCAAGAUGAUUUUAUGGGCUCAGGUUACCUGUACCUUGAUUCUCUGGAACUGCAGAGGCCUCUUGAUGUCCAGUUAGACCUUCAAGAUCCUCACUGUCCCGAUCAGGACCUGGGCUCUCUGGAGCUGGCGGUCACUCUGUUCCCAAGAAGUACAGAAGACAGAGAGGCUCUGCGACAGGCGACCAUGCUACUGAGGAGAAGCUGGAAGAGUUGCAGUAAGCAGCAGCAGCAGCAGAGUCUUCGGCUGUCGGACCUGCACAGAAAGUCUCAGCUGUGGAGGGGCAUCGUGAGCAUCAGACUCAUCGAGGGUCGUGACCUCAUGCCCAUGGACCAGAACGGCCUGAGUGACCCUUACGUCAAGUUCAAACUAGGCCCUCAGAAGUACAAGAGUAAGACGAUUCCCAAGACGCUCAACCCUCAGUGGAGGGAGCAGUUCGACCUGCAUCUGUAUGAUGAGGAGGGAGGCAUUCUGGAGAUCUCCGUUUGGGAUAAAGACAUUGGAAGGAGAGACGACUUCAUCGGCCAGUGUCAGCUGGACCUGUCCAAGUUGAGCCGAGAGAAGACACACAAGCUAGAACUUGAGUUGGAGGAGGAUAAAGGGAUGCUGGUUCUGCUGGUGACUCUGACCGCCACAGUCGCGGUCUCCAUCUCUGACCUGUCUGUCAACCUACUGGACGACCCACAUGAACGCCAGCAGAUCAUUAAGAGAUAUAGUCCGUUAAGGUCGUUCUUUAACCUGAAGGAUGUCGGAAUCGUGCAGGUGAAGAUCCUGCGGGCCGAGGGGCUGAUGGCUGCUGAUGUCACAGGAAAGAGCGACCCGUUCUGCAUUGCGGAGCUGUGUAACGACCGUCUGCAAACACACACGGUUUACAAGACUCUGAACCCCGAGUGGAAUAAAGUCUUCACCUUUAACGUGAAAGACAUUCACUCAGUGCUGGAGAUCACAGUGUACGACGAGGACAGAGACCGCAGCGCUGACUUCCUGGGUAAAGUGGCCAUCCCGCUACUAAACAUCCGCAACAGUGAACAGAAGGCCUACGUCUUAAAAAACAAGGAGCUGACAGGGCCAACAAAGGGGGUCAUCUUUCUCGAAGCAGACGUCAUCUUCAGCGCCGUGAAAGCCAGUAUGCGGACGUUCGUUCCACCAGAACAGAAGUACAUCGAAGACGAGGCCAAAGUCUCUAAACAGAUGCUGCAGCAGAAUUUUAACCGAGUGAAGCGCUGCGUUCUCUCCCUCAUUAACGCGGGCUCCUACAUCAACAGCUGUUUUCAAUGGGAGUCCCCCCGCAGGAGUUUAUGUGCUUUCUUGAUCUUUGUGGUGGUGGUUUGGAAUUUCGAGAUCUACAUGGUUCCAUUGUCCCUGCUGCUGCUGCUGGCCUGGAACUACUUCCUGCUGGCCUCGGGGAAGGAGUCGCGCGAGGGGAACGUGCAGGUGAUAGAGGACCUUCUUGAGGAUGUGGAUGAAGAAUAUGACAAAGAUGACAAGGACUCUGGGAAAAAGGGCUUAUUUGAUAAAUUCUAUGCGGUUCAAGAUGUGAUCAUAACGGUUCAAAACGUUCUGGAUGAAGUGGCCUGCUUCGGGGAACGAGUGAAGAACACGUUUAACUGGUCUGUGCCUUUUCUGAGCUGGCUAGCCAUAACGGUGCUAUGUGCCGGUGCCACGCUAAUAUACUUUAUCCCACUACGAUUCAUUGUGCUGGUCUGGGGUAUCAAUAAAUUCACCAAAAAACUUCGGGACCCCUACAACAUUGAGAACAAUGAGCUGCUGGACUUCCUGUCUAGAGUUCCGUCAGAUGUCCAGUUGGUUCAAUACAAAGACCUCAAAGCAGAGACUUCGCAGAGUCCCAGCAGGAAAAGGAGGAACAACCCCGGAUAGACCUUGAACUGUGACAUUGUUUCUAAAUCAACCGUUCACAUACAAAACACUUUAAAAUGGAGAUCGUUUUAAAAAAAAGAAAGAAAUAUUUCGAGCAUUAUUUAUGCAAACUUGCACAACUAUAAUAGCACAAAUCUCAGCUGUUCAUAAAAUGUUCUAGCAUUAUUUAUAUCUAUUCCAAUUUUUAUUCCAUCACUGAUUCACAGUCAGUGUUUUGAACAUUUUUAGUCAAUGAGAUCUUUGUGAAGAAAAAUGCUGCAAACCAGAUUCAAACUUGUCGCCCACGUGAGCACCAUAGCUCCAAAAACAUGUGCCUAACACAGCUGAGACUGUAUAACGUAGAUUCUGGUGCAAAAAAUAUAUGCUUGAAAAUGUUUCGCUUUCGUAAACGUCUGCAUAAUUUAAUUUAAUAAAUGCAACUGGUCUGACCACAGCGUUUUUUUCAUGAAAACGCGUCAAAACUUUCCAGUGAACUUUGCACCUUUGAGGUCACUCUUCAAAUCAUUUUCCUUAGAUAGUUAUUUUUAUCCACAAGCACAUAUCAUAUUGAGAAACUCCAUGCUGUGCAUAUAAAUCAAAAGAAUGUAUGUGUGCAUAUAAAAAAGUUACUGUAAAUAUACAAUGUGGAAACAUUUUUUAUGUUGUUCUGGACAUGUUUACCCAUGACAGAUGUCAUAUGCUAUGAUGAAUGAAGAAAUGGUGUUUAAUUAUAAUAUAUGUACAUUGUGUUGUUUGUUAAUGAUUCGUCAAUGGUCUAUGAGCAUGUAAGUGUUAUGCAGAUAUACUCAAGGACAUAAAUUGUUAUUAGUUGGAGGAAUUUACCAAAUUUCUAAUUGAGAACAUUUGUGCACAUUCAAAGAAAAAGGCAUGUUUAUGCAUGGCUGAAACCAACCAAUGAAAACCUCUCUCUGCGAUUUAU